Betta splendens (Siamese fighting fish) is the source of this 2369-nucleotide messenger RNA. RefSeq names its product synaptophysin-like 2a (gene sypl2a). Gene Ontology annotation, cellular component: synaptic vesicle membrane; synaptic vesicle. Bases 202 to 909 code for a protein of 235 amino acids. The record is from RefSeq and is a predicted model, not a curated record. The transcript has 6 exons. Lineage: Eukaryota; Metazoa; Chordata; Actinopteri; Anabantiformes; Osphronemidae.
ACUACGGUUGUGUUGUGCGGGGUUUGACAGUAGCCUUAAUAGUGGUUGGUUGGCUGUUAAAUUUUCAGUAGCUCGCUGACAGUAGCUCUUGCGUCGCAUGGAGUAAGACAACUGCAGACGGCAUAACUUGAACUCAGCUUUAUAUAAAAUUUCAUAACCUCAAGAGACAGUUAUUACAGUUUCUCCGUUUUGUACAUCUAAAUGGACACUGCACAGAAAUUGGUGUCUGGAUUUACUCUGGACCUAGGACCACUGAAGGAACCUCUUGGGUUUAUUCGUGUCCUUGAAUGGGUCUUCACGAUCUUUGCCUUCGCCACCACUGGAGGUUACUCGGGGACGACCCACUUCAAAGUCAUGUGUCAAAGUUCUGAAGAAAAAGUGGAUCCUAUUUUUGGCUACCCAUUCAGGUUGUCAGCGCACCCAUACAACAUACCAUCAUGUGAUGGCAGUUCAGCCAACACCACCUACCUGCAGGGUGACUUCACCUCCUCUGCAGAGUUCUUUGUGUGUGUUGGUGUGUUUGGGUUUCUUUAUUGCACAGCCACACUGAUCCUCUAUCUGGGUUACCAGACUGUCUACCGCCAGACAAGCCGUGGCCCUAUAAUUGACCUGGUGGUGACUGCUGCUUUUGCCUUCCUGUGGCUUGUGUCAUCCUCAGCUUGGGGCAAAGGUUUGACUGAUGUCAAAUGGGCCACAAACCCCGAAAACCUGGCAGCGCAAUGCCCACAAAAGCUUUGUAAAGCAGGAGAGUUUCCUUCCAUGGGCCGUCUUAACGCCUCUGUGACCUUUGGGUUUUUGAACCUGAUCCUGUGGGCAGGUAACUGCUGGUUCAUCUACAAGGAGACUCCUUUCCAUAAGGAUCCCAACCCACCAGUCUCUGCAGAGGAAGGGGUGGCACCUGUGCCAUAACUACAUCACUGAGGACCUUAAGAAUUUCCCAGUACCCCAGCAAUUCUGCUGUCGUUGCUUUGUGCUAAACACUGGUCCAUAAUGUUAACAUGUAGAAGUUCAAACUAAACUAAAAGCAGUUCAUCAUAAGUUUCAUCAUUCAUCAUUAGUCAGAACGUGGUUAGCCUAGAUAAAUUACCCAUAGUGACCAGAAAACCUUUGUAUUCCCCGUGCCUUAAUCAAUAUGUGCCUAUACAAACCAAAAUACCUUAACACUAAGUGCUGCUGUAAUGUGGCCUGACUCUGAACCUAAAACCUUAUGUCUGUGUUGCACCUGCUGUGCAUUUGCUUACAUAUUAACACAUUGUUCUCCAUUGAUAUUUGCCCUCAGGCACCCACCUACAGAUGAGUAUGUGAUGUAAGGCACCUAGAUUUCUGCUGGUCUUCAGCCAGGGAAUCAAACAUGCCUCACAUCCAAUACAUCAAGUGUUGCCAUGGGAAACAACAUUUAAAAUGGGAGCAAAUACACACCAGAAAUCAGUAGACUUUACUUUUUCUGUUAUGCAAUCUCUGGGAAGAAGUGCCAUAAUACAGAAGUACUGCAACUCUAAAACUGCCACUUUCUUUCAAUACAGGAUUCAUAGCCCUAUUGUCAAAAUAUGUUUUAAUUUGUGACAACUAUUUUUAGCAUGUAUCUAUAACAAGACAGGCUCACUACAUGUUUACUGCCUGGAGUAUGAUUUCAUGGUGGAUAUGAAUAAAGCUGUGCUUUGUGUUUGUUCAAACUGUCACAUUUACACUACUCUCUAACAAUAGGGCGUAUUCUUGUUUCAAAAGUUGACUUGCAAUAACGUUAUUUAUAUAGAAUUUAAUAUCUUUUUAUCUCCAUUAAUUGGCCUUGCACAUUUAGCUUAAAACGGUUCGGUUCAUGUUUCCCCACAUGUCACUGUAUAGUUAACUGAUUUUCAAAUUGUUUUGUAAAAUGUUCAGAUUUGCUGUUAUGGCUCAAUUCUUUCUUGAUGACGAGUUAAAGCAACAAAUGUUCAAAUGUGGACACCAGGCUGAUAGUGUUUAGCUGUGUUUAUGACCCCUGCUCAUAGUUCUGUUCUACAUACUACAUGACUGUCAUACUUUAGAAGGAUCUGGUGGUUCCAAGUCACUGUUGAUGAGUACAUAUUGACUAAAUGCUUUGCACAAAAUGGGAUCCAGUGAUCUGUAUGAAGUACAUUUGCUUUAUUAGAUUAUUUUGAUUUCAGCUUCAUGGCCAUCACCUUUUGUAGGGAAUUAAUGACUGUCGGUCACCAAAAGUAAAGUUACUUCAGUUUUAAAAGAUAAGUUUUGGUUUAUUCAACCCUUUGCCAUAUGUUGUUGUUUUUUUAUUGACAUUAGGCUUAAUUUUAUGACAUGUUAGUUGAAAAGCAUAUAUAAAGGAAUGUUUUUUUUUUUUGUUUUGAUGUUUAAUAAAAUCGAGCUGCAACCGC